AUGUUUUCAUAUAUUUGUUGAUAAUUAAAAUUAUUAAACACCAAUAAAUUAGCCAAAAUUACUGUUCAAGAAAUCUAGUUUACAACUUUACACUCACUAAAUUAUCCUAUUCGUUGUCUUAAAAAAAAAAAAUUAUUCUAUUUGUUUAAGUAUCCAAGACUUGGCUUCAAAAAAAAAUAACUAUCCAAGACUCGUGAGAGUGAGGUAUAGCUCGAGUGGUUAUAAGUCUUUUUCAAUUUCAGGUAAUAUAAAGAUCGAUUUUCAUUUAAAAAAAAAAAAUCCAAAGACCUCGUUCAACUAUCCAAAUUCCAUUCCCUCAACUUUCUCUCUCCUACAGUAACAGUAAACCAUGAACUAUCUAUCCAUAUGUUCUAAUUAGGGUUUACAAUUAAUAUCAAUUAACACUAUGUAACUAUGUAGUUGCUUUUUUUCAGGAAAUUACAAGUAUUUUGAUGAGUUGCUGCUAAAAUGACUACUUUAUAUGGGUUGCUGCUAAAUUCUUCCGUUUUGGGUCAUAAAAAUGGAAUCCAAUGCUUUCGUUUCGAUAUCGAUUGUCUACUGAAGCCAAUUCUAGAGACUUGAUUGCUUGUAAUUUUGUACCAAAAUGGAAUUUAAGGUCAGAGAUCAAUUAUUCAAACAAGAGGCAGAUUCGACCUCGGUUUUCGAUGUCUAGGGGAGGAAGUUAUGGAUUAAAGUUUGAUGAUGAGAGUGAUGAGGACCCAUUUUGGGUGCAUUUUUCUAAGGAAACAAUCAGGGCUUUGAAGUCUUUGCUUGCUUUCCUUGCUCAACAACCUGGGCAGCUGAAAUACAUAGAAUGGCCGAGUUUUCAGGACACGCUGCGAACUGCCACCCUCACCCUUGUACUUGUAGCUGGGCUUGUUGUUGCUUUGUCCUCAAUUGAUGCAGCUCUUUCUUAUGUGUUGGCUCUGCUUCUGCGAAAACCUGCAUAAUGCAAACUGUUUUUGGGCUCGACACUAGCUUAAUCACAGAGAAACACUAAACAUAUCUGUAGCUUUGACACAGAUUCAUUGCUUGAUCACAUCAUUUCAUUUUUGAGAGGCUCAUCAUGAUAUAUUUAGAUUUGUAUACAGUGUAGAGUACAGACUAGUCAACUAGGACAAAAGGCUUUGGUAAAAGGAAUGAUAGAAGUUAAGUCUUGUUUGCCUAUUAUUUUGAUUCGUCAUUAUUAUGCAAUUUGGUUUAAUAUCUUAUGGCACAUGAAGUGUGUAGCCUGUGUACUGCCCUUAGUACAGAAGUAUCAUUGAAUGAUGUGUUAAUGUUGUAUUA
Molecule: messenger RNA, 1287 nt
Organism: Chenopodium quinoa (quinoa)
Lineage: Eukaryota; Viridiplantae; Streptophyta; Magnoliopsida; Caryophyllales; Amaranthaceae
Exons: 5
Coding region: 531-950 (139 amino acids)
Biological process (GO): protein targeting
Cellular component (GO): membrane
Source: RefSeq, a predicted model, not a curated record